This is a messenger RNA of Jatropha curcas, 1792 nucleotides long. Its product is annotated as cytochrome P450 CYP749A22. NCBI's taxonomy places the organism in Eukaryota, Viridiplantae, Streptophyta, Magnoliopsida, Malpighiales, Euphorbiaceae. Gene Ontology annotation, molecular function: oxidoreductase activity, acting on paired donors, with incorporation or reduction of molecular oxygen; monooxygenase activity; iron ion binding. The record is from RefSeq and is a predicted model, not a curated record.
CCAAGGCAUGGAUAUUAGUUUCCAUCGUCGAUUACUACCUCAAUAUUCCCAAGUUAUUCACAGUCAUUUUAUAUAUAGUGGGUGUUUUUGCAGUUGAUAAUUCAUAUAUGGUUUCUGGAAUUAUGGGAACUAUGCAGGUAAUUUUUUAUCUGUUAAGCUGUACUGUGUGUUUGAUCUUUCUGUCGUUUAUGAUAAAGUUCUUUAACAAGCUAUGGUGGACACCAAUUCGCAUACAAUCCAUGAUGAGGUCUCAAGGAAUACAAGGCCCUUCUUAUCAAUUCUUCCAUGGAAACUCCAAAGAGGUCUUUAAUAUGACAAAAAAUUCCUCAAUUAAUCCUCUGGAAUUAUCAGAUUCACAGGAUUUGCUCUAUACUGUCUUGCCACACCUUUAUUCAUGGAUGAAGCUUUAUGGGACGAAUUUUUUGUAUUGGCAAGGUCCUCGAGCUCACUUGGUGAUUACAGAGCCUGAAAUGAUUAAAGAGAUAUUAAAUAAUAGAGAUGGAGCAUUCCCCAAAAUAGAACCUGACGAUUAUGUAAAGAAACUACUCGGGGAUGGAACUGUUACAGCCAGAACACCGGAAAAGUGGUUUAGGCUUCGUAAACUCUCCAAUCAUGCUUUCCAUGCAGAGUGCUUGAAAGGAAUGAUUCCAGCAAUGAUUGCAAGUGUGGAAAUGAUGCUUCAAAGAUGGAAAAUUUGUGGCUGUAUGGAGAUUGAUGCAUUCCAAGAAUUUAAGGUUUUAACAUCAGAAAUAAUUUCCAGGACGGCUUUUGGAAGCAGCUACUUGGAAGGGCAGAACAUUUUUGAUAAGCUAAUGCGGUUAGGUGUCAUCAUUAGCAGAAACAAAUACAAAGUUAAAGUUCCUGGAAUUAGCAAUCUUGUUAAAACAGAAGAUGAUAUUGAAUCAGAGAAGCUAGAACAAGGGAUACAAAAUUCAAUCAUAAGUAUGAUAAAGAAAAGAGAGCAAGCAACAAUUACAGAGAAAUCAGAUAGUUUUGGAAAUGAUUUUCUUGGAUUACUCUUGAAGGCACAUCAUGAUGAUAGAGAUGCUCAUAAGACAAAAAGAUUAUCAGUUCAAGACAUCAUUGAUGAAUGCAAAACCUUUUAUGUUGCUGGACAUGAAACAACUACAAGCUCUCUCUCCUGGAUUGUUUUUCUUCUAGCUGUGCACACAGAUUGGCAAGAUAAAGCCAGGAAUGAGAUCCUUCAAUUAUUUGACCUCCAAAAUCCAAGCCCAGAUGGCCUCUCCAGAAUGAAGAUUGUGAGCAUGAUUAUCAAUGAAGCUCUCCGGCUAUAUCCCCCAGUUGCUGCAUUUCCCAGGGAGGUCCAAAGGCAAGUAAGAUUAGGGAAGUUAAAUCUUCCUGCAAAUAUAGAAGUUGAAAUCCCAAUUAUUGCAAUCCACCACAAUCCUCAAAUUUGGGGAGAAGAUGUUCAUCUUUUCAAGCCGGAGAGAUUUGCAGAAGGGUUGGCCAAAGCUACAAACAACAAUGUCAAUGCCUAUCUUCCAUUUGCUUUGGGACCAAGAAGUUGUGUAGGAUCGAACUUUUCAAUUAUGGAGACUAAGAUUGCACUCUCCAUGAUUUUGCAACGUUACCAUUUUACCUUAUCACCAACUUAUGCCCAUUCACCAGUUAACCUUCUCACUGUGUGUCCAAAAUAUGGAUUGCAAAUCUUGCUUUCAUCCACUGUAAUUGGUGGGAUGAACAUUUAAUUUUCAUGUAUGUAACUAAAGAAAUCCUUGAAGCCUUGUAUGGCAGAAGAUUUGUUGUGUCUAGUGAAAAUUAUUCUAUAUGA